Molecule: messenger RNA, 5154 nt
Organism: Nematolebias whitei (Rio pearlfish)
Lineage: Eukaryota; Metazoa; Chordata; Actinopteri; Cyprinodontiformes; Rivulidae
Gene: cdk13
Product: cyclin-dependent kinase 13
Exons: 14
Coding region: 193-4440 (1415 amino acids)
Biological process (GO): protein phosphorylation; positive regulation of transcription elongation by RNA polymerase II; transcription elongation by RNA polymerase II
Cellular component (GO): cyclin/CDK positive transcription elongation factor complex; nucleus
Molecular function (GO): RNA polymerase II CTD heptapeptide repeat kinase activity; ATP binding; cyclin binding
Source: RefSeq, a predicted model, not a curated record
CUUUGUAAUUGGAAUCCUAAGCUUGUGAUUCUGCUAACGGAGUGUGAAUUUGCGUAGACGUCGGCUAAGUAGCCAGUUUAACAGCUAGCCUAAUGUUCUGUUCAACGACCAGUCAAGGAACGUAGUUUACAUAAAGCUUAGCAUACUAUUGUUCUAAACUUGGUCGUAGUUUUCUUUUCAUUUGGAGGAUAAAUGCCCAAUUCCGAGGUGCUUCGAGAAGGUCGGGGACGGAGCCCCUCUACGCAGCGAAAUGCUAACAGGCAGGACCGGAGGAGCAGAGCAGGGAGCGGGGCUGCUCAGCGAGACAGACGCCGAGCGAAGGCGCGCUCGUCGACUUCACGGAGAAAGAAACGCAGGCAAGCCAGGAAUAGACGCUUGUGGCCAACAGGUACAGCAGAAGACAAUGGCCGAAAUAUCGCUUUUGAAAAAGAGCUGGAACUUCAGACAUUAGUAGAAUAUGACGACGUGAGCUCACAGUCGGAGCGUUUCUCUGGGAGCCCCUCUCCUAAACCCUAUCCCCAUGACAGUCUGUCAGUGGGGCAUCUCAGCGAUACUGACUUUGGGGACAAUAAUGGACCAGCAUCCCUGGAUCGAAGUCACCUGGGAGGCCGGGAGGCAGUGAGCCUCCGGAAAAAUGACAUAAAAAGAGGACCAUCUGCGAAGAACAAACAAGACAAGAUGAUAAACAGAAAAAAAGAACGCCAGAAUCGAGAGAAAGACCCCUCCAAAGUCAGGAGUGGAGGUAGCCUGAGUGGCGCUAAAAAUCACAAGGACUCUGCAAGGAGCAGUGACAGGAACAAUAAAAGGACUUCUGCGUCUCAGUCCUUGCAGACUGGACAGAAGAAGGAUUCAAAAAGACACAAAAGUAAAACCAGAUCUGACAAAGAGCCGCCAUCUGCAUACAGGGAGGCUCCACAGUCUUACAGAGAAGAGCGUGAGGACCUCAAAGCCUACAGGAGAAGUCCUGGUUUUAAAGCAGACAGUCCCUAUGGGACAUCCUUUUCUUAUAGCUACCAGUCUCCUGCUGGCUAUAACCAAUCGACAUCAAGAAAAAGUCCAACGUAUGGGAGCAAAAGACUUUCUCCCAGUUCCACAUACUACAACAGGGACUCAGAUGUUUAUGGAGCAUAUGGUGUUUCAAAGUCGCCAAGCUCAUACUCCAGCAACAAGAGGAAGCGAUCUCCUGCGAGCCCAGCGAACUGGCGCAGGUCACCGAGCUAUGGUCGACACAGUCCAUACGAACAAGGCGAGUUUGUCUCAGGUUCUUACGGAAACCGCAGAAGAUCUCGAAGUCCUUACAGAAAGUCCCGGAGUCCGAGUCCAGAUGUCAGGCGAUCUGCAAGGUCACGUAGCAGGAGUCCAUAUUCAACCUCAAGACCGUCGCGUUCUCACAGCCGUCACCGCCACUCUCGUUCCCGCAGCCGCCCCGCCAGUCUUUCGCCAAGUACGCUCACUUUUAAAUCCAGCCUUGCAGCUGAGCUUAGCAAGCAGAAAAAGGCUAAAGCUGCAGAAGCAGCUGCCAAGGCCAAGAACACAAGCAACACAUCAACUCCGACCAAGGGUUCCUCAUCUGCACUACAGCCAAGCCCUAAAUCAAAUCACAUAGCCAGGAAGGGACGCCCUCCCUCUCCACCACAACCAGAAAAGGGUCCCAGAACUCCGACAUCAAACCAGCCUCAGUCUCCUGCUGACAAGUUGUCCAAGAAGAUCACAGAGAACCAGAACAGUAGAGACAAAGAUGGAAAAGGGAGGGAUGACUCUGUUCACCGGGACAAGAGGAAAGCACCAGCAUCUGCACAGAGCAAAGACAAGGAACGAGCUGCUGGUCCAGUUAUUUCUACUCUGCCAGCUCUGCCGUUGCCCCAAAUAACACCAGAACACUCUGACAAAGGAGAAAGUUUAAAGGACAACUCACUCUCAGGAAAAAAGAAGAUGGAGAAAAAGACCCGUCAACUCCUCUCUGACUUGCCUCUGCCACCUGAACUUCCUGGUGGUGCAUCGUCCUCUCCGCACAGCCCUUCUGAUGACAAAAAGUCACAAACACUUCGUCGAAGACCUAAAAUUUGUGGUCCAAGAUUUGGUGAGAUAAAUGAAACUGAGAUAUACUGGGGAAAACGAUGUGUGGACAAGUUUGAGAUUAUUGGAAUCACAGGGGAGGGUACCUAUGGUCAAGUAUACAAAGCUAAAGACAAAGACACUGGUGAAAUGGUGGCUUUGAAGAAAGUUCGUCUGGACAAUGAAAAGGAGGGCUUCCCUAUCACAGCCAUCAGAGAAAUUAAAAUUUUGCGACAGCUGAAUCACAAGAGUAUCAUAAAUAUGAAGGAGAUUGUGACAGACAAGGAAGACGCUGUGGACUUCAGGAAUGAUAAAGGUGCUUUUUAUCUCGUAUUUGAGUACAUGGACCACGACCUAAUGGGUUUACUAGAGUCAGGCCUGGUCCAUUUCAACGAGAACCACAUCAAGUCUUUUAUGCGACAGUUGCUGGAGGGCCUGGAUUACUGCCACAAGAAGAACUUUCUGCAUAGAGACAUCAAGUGCUCCAAUAUACUUCUUAAUAACAAAGGCCAAAUAAAGCUUGCAGACUUCGGACUUGCUCGUCUAUAUAACUCUGAAGAGAGUCGACCAUACACCAAUAAAGUGAUCACACUAUGGUACCGUCCCCCAGAACUUCUCCUGGGAGAAGAGAGGUACACCCCUGCUAUUGAUGUCUGGAGUUGCGGGUGCAUUCUUGGGGAACUGUUCACAAAGAAACCCAUUUUUCAAGCAAACCAGGAGCUGGCACAGUUAGAGCUAAUUAGUCGAAUAUGUGGCAGUCCCUGUCCUGCUUUUUGGCCAGAUGUUAUAAAGCUUCCCUUCUUCAACACCAUGAAACCAAAGAAACAAUACAGGAGACGUCUAAGAGAGGAGUUUGCUUUCAUCCCACCAUCAGCCCUGGAUCUCUUUGACCACAUGCUCAACUUGGAUCCCAGCAAACGCUGCACCGCUGAACAAGCUCUGAGCAGCGAGUUUCUCAAGGAUGUGGACCCAGAUAAAAUGCCUCCACCAGAUCUUCCACUUUGGCAGGACUGUCAUGAGCUAUGGAGUAAGAAACGGCGGCGACAGAAACAGAUGCCAGAAGAACUGGUGGCUCCAAAGGUGCCUCGAAAAGAGCUCGGUCUUGAUGACAGUCGCAGUAACACUCCACAGGGCUUCUCUGCUCCUGGAAGUAUCAAAGCUCAGAACACUUCUGCUCUGCUUGAUGCAAAGGGUCCAAACUCACAGUUCACACAAGAGCAGCUGGCGGUCCUCCUGAACUUGUUUGGCCAGCCCAAGAGUGCAGUCAACCCAGCGCAGUUUGGGCAGUCUAUGAGCACUAAAGUCAACCAGGAGACAGUACAGCAGCUCACGACAGCCUUGCCUCCCUCUGACCCAGCUGAACCCCCACCUCAGCCUGCACCUGCCAAGCCUCCCCAGCCUGCUGCCCCAGCAGGGGUACCCCGCACACCUCCCAUGCGAAAGCCUCCAUCGCCCACGAUGUCUGCACCAUCAAGUAAUCCAGAAGGCGAGGCCGCAGCUGCUACUCAGACAGCCAUGACUAUGCUGCUAGCUCAGCUACUGCAGGCUCAGCAGGCUAAGAGGCAGGAAGUAAGUGAUGGUGGCGACGGCACAGAAAGUACCAACCCUGUUGGAGUAACUACAGCAGCACCGCUUCUACCUCCAGAGGUUAAACAGCCUCCAGAGCCCAGCCCUGUUUCUUCAGUAUCUGAGGUAGGGGGCGUUCCCAUCCUGCCCCCAGACCAGAGACCUCCUGAGCCUCCAGAACCUCCUCCACAUGCUGACUUGGACUACCGACAGCCACCGCCCGAGCCCCAAACUGGCCACGCUCCUCCUAUUGCUUCAGCAAGUGGAGUCGAUGGAGGUCGGCCCCCAGAGCCAGACUAUCCGCCUCUCCCUUCUGCAGAGGGUUCUGGGUACGGGGCUGAAUACAACCACCCACCUCCCCCAACUUUUACUCCUGCUGGCUUUGGGGACAGCUACAUGGGUCAUAUGUUAGGCGGAGGCCUGCCACCUCACACACUCAGAAAAGUUUUUAGUAGGCCUGGACAAGCGGCCAGUUCCUCAAAUGCUGCUGGGGUUCUGCCACUGGGCCACCCAGACCCUUUCCCUCCAGCAGCUGUAGCCACUGGACCCAGUAGUAUGGUUUUUAGUGGGGAUAAGGACCACCGGUUUGAGUACAAUCACAGCUCUGUAACUAUGGAGGGACAGCCCAACCCCAGUGCAAUCCACCUGUACAACCACACUAUGGUUGGAAAGGAUGGUAUACUUCCUCCACCACCCAUCCCAACACCAGGACAAUCCUGGUGCUCCCCAUCGCAAGUUGGGGCUCCACCUCUCCCUUUUGGCUUUGUCCCACACAUGAACUCCACAGCAACAAUCAGAGGACGGGGGCUGCCUUUCUGAAAGACUGGAAACUUUUAAUGCAACAAAGAACAAAAGGCUAAAAGACUCAGCUUUGAACCCAAAGCCUUUUUUAGGCCAGAUUAGAAGGAUCUGGAGAUGCACAUUCAGUUUUAUUAACUUAAAUCUGUGUAAAGCAUUGUAUUUUUUUUAAUCUGGAAUAUGUUGCAGAAGACAGUUGAAUAACACCUGAGGAUCUUUUCAUAUUUUUUGUAAUCUAUUCUGCUAUCUUUUAAAUUAAACUUUUAUCUUUUUUGGAUGUACCAUCAUCGGGCCAGGUAAAUUUUAAUCUCUACCUUAGCCUUUCUGUAACGUUUUAAGGCAGAAUAGUAUUAUUGUUUUGCACCACUGACAGAAGUAGGCAGAAACUAUUUUGGCUAUGAAAGAUAAUGGAUGUGGGAUGUCUGCACAAAAUUAAAAUUUUGACUGAUAAUGUCUUUAUGGCCAAGAUUAUAUGUAGUUAUUGAUGGCUCAUUUGGUUAGGCUGAUGGAUUAGGCGUCAGUGCGUGCAAAGGCUGGUAGCACUUGUACAGCUGCAGAAAAUGUAAAAAUGAAGAAAGGCUGUUUUUAAUUAGAAAUGUCUUUUUGACUGUAGGUGUAAAAACUGAGCAGAGCAAACACACACCCAGAGUGGAGAUGAAAGGAAAUGACUUUUUGUACUAAAAUAAUCUUCACCCCUUCCUUGUCCUUUUUGGCAAAUGUUUAUUAAAGAAAUCC